AUGCACAUCAAAUCUUAACCUUUUUUCUUUGUCUCUAAACCAUAUCAAGUAUAUUAUAUUAUUAAAUUAGAGUCCAGAUUGCUAUCCAAUUAGGUUGGAUAGUAGGGGUUCUUAGGUGGAUAUACUAAAAGUGUUUUAUUUAGAAUAAUUGGUAAGUGAUUUAAGAAAAGAUAAUUAAUAGUUAUUUGAUUAAAUGGAAGAUAUGAGAAUUAAAAACUUUAAUAAGGAACAUGAAUAUAUAAAUCAAUUAAAAGAUUUAUAAGAAUAACUCUUAAAUAUUUAAGCACUGAAUAAAAAUUAUGAAUAUUAGAUCUAAUUAUUACAAUCUAAAAAAUCUUAUGUAGAAUUAAAUCAUAGAUUUUUAGAUUAAUAAUUAACAAAUAGUACAGGUAAAAAUAUAUAUAAUAUAUAUUUAUUAGAUUUAUUCAAUUCUAAAUUUCAAUCUGAAAGUGGAGAAUCAAAUUAAUAAAUUAAAAGUCUCAAUAAUAUUUUGGAACAAAAAAAUAUUAUAAUCAAAGAAUAUGAUGAUAUGAAAAAUAAAUUGAAAUUAACAUAAUUUGAGUAAUCCACUAAAAUUGAAUAAUUGAAUAAUGAAAUUCAUAAUCUAAACAAAUAGAUUACUAAAUUAGAACUUUAAUUAAUUAAUUAAUAAAAAUAAGUUACUCUAUAUUAAAAUGAAACUCAAUAAUGGAGAGGUAAAUUUUUAUAAUUAAAUAAAACUUAUAAUAAUAAAAGUUCAGAGUAAUUAGUAUUAACAAGUGUUGUUGAAUUAGAUACUACAUAAAAAGAAGUAUAAAAAAUAAAUGAAUUACGUAAUAAGAGAAGAAGUGUUGGAAGUAUUAUUUGA
Messenger RNA from Paramecium primaurelia, 847 nucleotides. Lineage: Eukaryota; Ciliophora; Oligohymenophorea; Peniculida; Parameciidae. The record is from the annotation of a GenBank genome assembly.